CCAAGCGGGAGCCGAUGACGCUAAAUUAAAUGGAUUACUAACUAAACGGGAAGUAUUAAAUGGCGAUUGGCAAGAAAUUUUGCGUGCCAAAACCACCAAAGAUGAGAUUAAUUAUGAAAAAAGCGGCUUAAAAAGCCUAAUUGAUAAGGCUAAAGAAGAAACAGACAAAACAAUCCGGGCAAGACAUCAAGCGGAGCAAUUACUUGGAAACUGGGAAAAUAUUCUGUUUAGCAUGAAAACCGAAGCCGAGAUUAAGGCUGAACAAAGUCAAUUGCUUAGGAAAAUUACCGACGCUAAAAAAGAAGAAUUAACCCAACAACAAAACGACGCAAUUACUAAAGAAAACCAGGAGGACGGAUUAAUUGAUGAUAAAACUCAGGCACAAGUUCUCUCUCCUAAUUGGCAAGAUAUAGAAAAAGAAUCGUCUCGACAAAAUACUUCCGGAACAAGGAAAAAGACCAAGGAAGAAAAUAAAUUGAAUAAGGAUUUACAAAAACUUCGAGGGAGAGAUAGGACAUUUGCUUCACGAAGUUUAACUUCUUUAUCAAUAGGAAAAAUCUGCGGAGAAAUCACUAGUGAUAAGAGAAAUAAGAUAUUUAGAAUACUUUCUGAACUAAAAGGAAAAAAGAGGUUAAUGAAAGGAGAUGAAAUAGAAAAAAACCUCCAAGAAGUAAUUAAAUUUAUUGAUGUUGAAGAAACCAAGGAUUCCAAAGAAGUAAUUGAUUUUCGCAAUUCAACAUUUAAAAGCCUUAUAAAAGAAGGAAUAGACAAUGAACUUACUCGUGAAAACCUACCAGUUCCUUAUAAUGACUUAACUGGUAAUCCGAAAGAAGAUAUUCCUCAAAUAACUAGUAAACAAGAUAAAUUAAAUGCCCUAGAAGCAGUGCUAAAAGAAAUUAAAGAAAAGCGACAAGAAAUUGCUGCCAAAAAUGUCCUCCAAGAGUCUAUUGACAAAUUAAUUCCUUAUGGAAAUCAUGGUGAACUAAAAGACAAACUAAAAAAAUUACAACAAUUAAUUCCUCAAAAUAAUGAUAUUUCAAAUCGAACAGCCAAAGCGAAGAAUUCUGACGGUAAUGAUAUUGAACUUAGUGAAGCCCAGAUCAAGGCUUAUCAAAACAAUAAAAAUGCUGCUGACAAUAAAGAAUUAGAAUUAGUUUAUGCUCUUGAUUUACUUAGAAAUGCCGAGGAGAAGAUUCAAAAUAAGUUUCAAAUGCUCGAUAAUGCUAUUGUUGGUAUUAAUCAAAAAGAGAUUACUGAUGCCGCUCAAGAAUUAGAAAGGCUUCACAGAGCUCAAACUCGAAUUGAUGAAUUGAAAACGGAAAGAGAUAAAUUAAACAAAAUAAAUACCGUUAUCAGUAACGGAACAGAGUCAGUUCUUUUUGAAGAAGGAGGCGUUUUAGAUACCCAAAUUCGAGGUUUACAUG
Molecule: messenger RNA, 1424 nt
Organism: Racocetra persica
Lineage: Eukaryota; Fungi; Glomeromycota; Glomeromycetes; Diversisporales; Gigasporaceae
Source: the annotation of a GenBank genome assembly